Molecule: messenger RNA, 2043 nt
Organism: Planococcus citri (citrus mealybug)
Lineage: Eukaryota; Metazoa; Arthropoda; Insecta; Hemiptera; Pseudococcidae
Product: zinc finger protein 160-like
Exons: 7
Coding region: 272-1429 (385 amino acids)
Source: RefSeq, a predicted model, not a curated record
ACACGCGCUUUUUCAAGGCUUUUUACCCUUGUUAUCUCGUAUGAUGGCUGAUAAGGUGCUUAUAGUUUAGUUUAGUAGAUAGAUAAACUGCCUGCUUCUUGAAAUGGAGUCUCCGGCUCAUAUUUUCAUCAUUUUCGAGUGAAAUUCAACCUGGUGCUAGUGUGAAUUAGGUACAUCGUUCUGUUUCACUUCAGUUUUACAGUAAAAUAAGUAUGUAGUGUAGCACCAUGCUCCUAAAAUAACUAUAAAACACACAGUGGUCCGUCUAAACAUGGAAUAUACUUUCAAAUACGAAGACUCACUGCAGCGAUGCGAAGCUUUACUCACGAAUAACUUCGCCAAACUGUCCGAUUAUUCAGAUUGUCCAGAACGAGAAAGGGAAUACGUAAUUUUAAAAAAGAAGCUGGACAUUAUUCAAGAAAAUAUUAAAGCAUUGAAAUCGGAGUACGAUGAUCUAACUCAAUUUACUCAAAACAGCCUCUGUUCGAGUUCAUUCGAAGAUCAUUUUACAGAAAAGUUUUUCGACUACUUAGUAAGCCAAGAAGUAUUGAGGCGGAAAUUUAUUGGAAUCAUUAACGACUGUAGAUAUAUCAAUUUACGUUUGGAUGAUUUUCUCUACGACUGUUCUUCUGAAGCGUUGAACGAUGAUAAUUCUAAUCUUUCGAGUACAGUUGAUGAUUUCGAUUCGUAUUCAAUGCCGGAAGUAUACGUGUUAGUGCCGAGACUCGAUUGGGACUAUGAUUUGAGUAGUGAUGUAACCGUAAAGAUAUGCGACUCAACGAUCGUUUUAAAAACCAAAAAAAUUGAAGAUUUGGCUGCUUCAAAUUCAAAACAAAAUGGAACUUCUAAUUCUAAUCUCGGCCAGUCGUUAGUUUGCAACAUUUGCCAUCGGAAUUUCAGUCGCAAACAACACUUGAAAGAUCAUAUGUUUUUGCAUGAUGGUUUAAAACCAUUUGAAUGUGCCGAAUGCGGCAAAUCAUUUGCAACGAAAGACCAUGUGAGGCGCCAUAUACUCACACGACAUUUCCCAUAUCACAGCAGGCCAUACAAGUGCGAUAUUUGCAGCAAACUUUUCUCUUAUCAGGGUCACUUGAACAAUCACAGAAGAAAAUAUCAUUCGUCUUCCGAAUCGUCUAAAAAAGUGGAAGGAUUUAUGUCUGCAAAACAAAGGAAAGUUACAGAUAGUAGCCGGUCACGCGUUUGCCAAAAACAAAAACCAUUUGAAUGUGCCGAAUGCGGAAGAUCAUUUGCAAGGAAAGACUAUGUGAGUUCCCAUAUAUUCAGGCGACAUAUCCCAUAUCAAAGCAGGCCAUACAAGUGCGAUAUUUGCAGCAAACUUUUCUGUUAUCGGAACCACCUGAACUAUCACAGAAAAAUAUAUCAUUCGACUUCCGAAUCAUCUAAAAAAGGAUUUAUGUCUACAAAAUGAAGGAAAGUUACAGUUGUUGAAAGUUGAAACCAUGCCCAAUCUAAACGUUCGAGGGUUUAAGGCUCCUUACAAUUUGAAACGAUAAAAAGUCGAGAAAAAAGUUGACCAAAACGAUCUCUCUUUGCACCGUAGUGCCCACAUCUCAAGAAAACCACAUUGCCACGUCUAAAUAAUUCUCGUCGAAUUGUACGACACGUCUUCGAAGGCCGUGUCGCCCGUAGUACUUUUUACUACAGUUCGCGCCGAAUUGUUGCAAGGGUUUAGAUAUUCCGAUUACACCAGAUACGCUAUGGCAACGAGUCUGCAACCGAAGUCCCGCGAUACCCCGUACGUUAGGUUUCAGCGGAGGUAACUCGGUCUAGCAAGCUGCAGCGCAGGCGUUUGGAAUUGAGAGAUCGGACCACCUUAGCUCGGUUUACAGGAGCACGCCACGACACCCGGUCAUAGUAUAUGUAGUAAAACUCGUAUAUUAUAUAGACGUGAGUAAAUUCAUUUUAAUGAAUAUUUUUUCUCCUUUCUAUUCAAUUUUUUGUGUAGGUAUUUAUUUUUGCCAUAAUUAUGAAUCCAAACUUGUAUGGGUUUUUUUAAAAAAAAAUAUAAAUUACUGCUUUUUA